This is a messenger RNA of Adineta ricciae, 330 nucleotides long. The record is from the annotation of a GenBank genome assembly. Lineage: Eukaryota; Metazoa; Rotifera; Eurotatoria; Adinetida; Adinetidae.
AUGAAAGCUUUGGUCAUUUCGACAUGUCAACAAGAAAAAUUGAUUCAAAAUGAAACUGAACAACGAGCAUAUCGUUCUUCUCUUGCCAAACAAGCUCUUGCCAGUGGUCAGCCCAUCUCCACUCCAUCACAUUGUUCACAUUCAUCAUCAGAUUUACCAUUAAAUCAUGUUUUACAAGAGAAGAGUGAUCGUCAAGGUAGUGUGAUCAGUGACAUUCAUCAUUUGACCAAUUCUCCAAAUACGUUCGAAACAUCGAUCACAUCCAACUCUUCAUUAUCAUCAGCAUCGAACAGAAUCAACGUGCCAUGCAGCGACUCAUCACAAGGAUGA